AUUCUUGGACCCAAAUGAUCCUGACUCUACCAUUCCAACCUACAGAUGUGUAUCGUGACCGCGGUGACCACUAGCCCCGAGACAUCAAAAACCGUCCAUUUUCGCCCUUCUAAACAGGACACUGCGGGGAACCAGAAAAGAGAAUUUGUGGACGUCUUGCAGACACAUUUGACUACUUCUUUUGCAGACGUUAGGCUUGCUUCUUCCGAGUCCAUCCUCCUUUAUGAUACUAAACGGCGGGGCUAAGCGUGAGUUUCUUCUUCUCGUUGACUUCUCAUGGCAUUCAACGAUCAAUCAACGCUUAGUACAGGACUCUACCCUGCUUCGCUCGCGAAACUCCCCGUUCUUGGCUGUUGUUCACACUCAAUUGCUGAACCCGGAGGAUUCCAGCGUUUAUCGUCUCCUUUCCGCUUUUGAGCCCGCCAAACUCUCCCCACUUGCUUUGCACCAUAGUUCCCAAGACAACAACAUGAAUAGGGAGUCUCUUGUUGGCCAGCUUGAAGAGAAAACAGGAGUGCUUGACAAGACAAAUCAAGGGCACUACAAGGCAAACGCGAAGCUUAGCGGAAAGAAUACUGAAAUAACCGAGCAGAACCAACGGCUUGAGGACAAGCUAAGGGAAGUCGAUGACAUUGUCAACGAACUUAUAAACUCGCGGGUGGAAGAUAAAAAAGAGAGGAUGAGGCUCGAGAUCGAUUCGUUAUGCGAUGCUCAAGAAGCAAUAUCAAGAAGGAUAAUUCAGCAAGAUCCUCUUUGCAAGCAUUGGAUCAGAAUCUGACACCUCCUGAAUGUGGUUCAAGACCGACUUGCUGAGCUCCUGCAGCUCGCCCCCAUCGGUCACAAGAAGGACAGAAUGUUUGCCUUUGCCGGGCGCUCUUGGACUCGGGGCAAAACAAUAUCUGAGGUCACGGAUUCUCUGCGCGCGCGCCCGAGCCCUCCAGCCCAUCAUCUU
This is a messenger RNA of Lentinula edodes (shiitake mushroom), 952 nucleotides long. RefSeq lists its product as uncharacterized. The transcript is spliced from 2 exons. The record is from RefSeq and is a predicted model, not a curated record. The coding region runs from base 224 to 778 and encodes 184 amino acids. Lineage: Eukaryota; Fungi; Basidiomycota; Agaricomycetes; Agaricales; Omphalotaceae.